AGAGGCUGAGCUUCCAUGUACAGUAUAACUUAAAUAGGAUGCAAGCUUAGCAGUUGAUAUCGGAUGCCUAUUGGCUAGUUGGGUGUUGCGUAACUUUCCUGCGUGCAACGCUUUCUGUCAAAAGCAUAUGGACUGGCGACCACUUUGUCGGGCCAACUUGUAACUCUUAAGAAUAACAAGCAGGUGCUUGCAAUAUGCUUGGCCGCUUGGCAAAAGGGGUGGGUGGGCUUGCAAAGGGAGUAGCUGGAAAAGCGCUUGGGGAGGCACGGGCGGUACUAACAGCGGUCCCAAACGAUGAAGCCGAGGUGGAAGGGCUGCUGCAGCGCAUCUCGGACUCGCUGUUGCCUGAGUACCGACGACAAGCAGUAUCGCAGCUUAAGGACUUGCUCUAUGAUAAUCCAAAGGCCCAGCUCGCCUUCGGCUCCAUGGGGCUGCCGGUGCUGCUGGGCGUGCUGCGUGACGACCGCGACGACAUCACGCUGCUGGCGGGGGCGCUGGAGGUGCUGCUGGCGGCCACCACCACACCGCCCAGCAUAGCAGCGGCAGCAGCAGCAGCGGCAGGGGGGGCGGCAGGGCGGCAGCAGCUGCCUCCGGGUGUGAGCGCUGCGGAGGCCCAGGCCGCCUGCCUGACCGCCGACCUGCUGUCCCGGCAGCGCGAGCACGUGGGGCUGCUGCUGGGGCUGCUGGAGGAGGAGCCGGUGGGGGUGCCCGACUUCUACGUGCGCUACCACACCGUGCAGCUGCUCACACAGCUGCUCAACCACUGCCCCGCGCGGCUGCAGGACGCUAUCCUGGCCACCCCCAUGAGUGUCGUACGACUGACGGAGCUGCUGCGGGAGCGAUCCGAGGUGAUCCGCAACGAGGCGCUGCUGCUGCUGGCCGCACUCACCCGCGGGGAGGGGCGCCAUGCAGGCGGGCAGCCGGGGGCAGCUGCAGGUGGAGGAGGAGGUGCAGGUGGAGGCGGCAGUGAGGUGCAGAAGAUCGCCGCGUUCGAGGGCGCGUUCGACCGGGUUGCGGAGCUGCUGCGGGAGGAGGGCGGGCUGGAGGGAGGCAUGGUGGUGCAGGACUGCCUGGAGCUGAUGCGCAACCUGCUCCGCGGCAAUCUGGCCAACCAGCGCCUCUUCCGGGAGAUGGGCCACGCAGCCGCCCUGCCGCCCCUGCUGGCGGCCGCGCUGCCCACCGCUACCGCAGCAGCAGGCGGCCGAGACAGCGGUGUUGGCCGUCCCGGCGGCGGGCGAGACGGGAGUAGCAGCAACAACAACAACUACGACCCUUUCUCCGCCCCCGCCGCGGGUCCCAUUCCCUUCCUCAGCCACGGCGGGGACCACGGCGACGAUCCGUUUGGUGGUAUGCUGGGAGGUGGAGGAGCAGGAACAGGGGGUGGUGGUGGUGGUGAGGACGGUGGGG
Molecule: messenger RNA, 1407 nt
Organism: Astrephomene gubernaculifera
Lineage: Eukaryota; Viridiplantae; Chlorophyta; Chlorophyceae; Chlamydomonadales; Astrephomenaceae
Source: the annotation of a GenBank genome assembly